Messenger RNA from Nematostella vectensis (starlet sea anemone), 4865 nucleotides. RefSeq names its product ATP-binding cassette sub-family C member 4-like. The transcript has 8 exons. Gene Ontology annotation, molecular function: ABC-type transporter activity; ATP hydrolysis activity; ATP binding. Bases 288 to 4133 code for a protein of 1281 amino acids. Gene Ontology annotation, cellular component: membrane. The record is from RefSeq and is a predicted model, not a curated record. Lineage: Eukaryota; Metazoa; Cnidaria; Anthozoa; Actiniaria; Edwardsiidae. Gene Ontology annotation, biological process: transmembrane transport.
UGCGCCGAUGGCAGCCUUGCAGACUUUCCACCUCGCAGGCUAAUAAUAGUUUGCUUCGCUCCGUGUUCAGCCGAGCGUACCUAAUUGUCCAACGGCGCCGGUCAAGGAUUCAAAUCGCUGCUUACUCGUUUUAAAAAAUGGCUAGCGGCCAGGGAAAAUGAUUUAGCUCGGAUGUUUUGCCACAUAUCGAAUGCAGCCAAACAUAUAUCCAGAAGUUGUUGGAGUACCUAAAAGACUAGGAGCUGUGACUAGUAGUGUUGGCCUGCCCCCAUGAUUUGAAUGCUGAGAUGUCUGAAAACACUACUUGUCCAGGGUUUUUCUCCCGGCUGAUGUUCUCAUGGCUCAGUCAGGCUAUAGAUAAGGGGAACGAGCGACAAUUAGACAUUAUUGACUUGCCCGUAUUGGACGGUGUGGACUAUCAAUGCGAGAAUUUAACCAAGAGACUUGAACACUGUUGGCAGAGUGAAAAAGCUAGCGCCAAAAUUCACCAGAGGAAGACAAGUAUAUGGAACGCCGUAUUUCGUUUGUUUCCACUUCGGGAGUUCGAGCCAAUAAUUUUGCUCCAGUUUUUGUAUUCGAUUUCGCUGUGUGCAGUUCCAUUCUUGCUGUACUGCUUGUUGUUGGAGUUGUCCCUUCCUUUGCCUAGUAAGACUACAGCCUCGCUCUUGGUGGUAGGAAUGUGUGUUACUGCUUGGAUGAGAACGGUGUUCAUUUGCCAUAGAGACGCACUGACAAAUCGACUUACAAUCAGAACCAUGUCAGCAAUUUCAGGGAUGGUGUAUAGAAAGAUGAUUCGCCGGAGCAGCCGACACGUCACUUCCGGUCACGUGGCAACUCUGUUUGGCACCGACAUCGAGUCGUUCAAGGAGGGGUUUUCUCACCUUCCAGCAGUGAUUGGAGCGCCUGUUUGCAUGUUGAUGAUUAUUUCGGUCUUGGUAUGGGUUGCAGGUUGGCCGGCGAUGAUGGGUGUGAUCGCAACAGCGGUUUUUAUUAUUUUACAAAGCCUGGUCAUCAAGGCGUCUCAGUAUUACCGUGCCAGGACAGUUCCCGUGACGGACACGCGCAUCACGCUCAUCAGUCAGAUCAUCCGGGGUAUUCGCACCAUCAAGAUGCACGCGUGGGAGAAGCCCUAUUAUCAAGCUGUGCACAAGAUAAGAAAAUCUGAGAUGCACCUUCUAGCCAAAAAGUACAGCCUUACUGCACUCUUUGAGGCGUUCUACUGCUCCACCAUCCCAACACUGUGCGUUAUGCUCUGCUACAUCUUCACCGACAGACGUUUAGACCAGGCCGUCAUCUUCACGGUGUUUGCCUACUUUAGCCAUCUGAGAAUGGUUGCAAAUUACAUCUAUGCUUUUGCAAUGCAAAAGGUGACAGAUAGUGUAGUUUCCAUGUGGAGGAUCGAAGCCUUUUUAAUCGAUGAUAGAGUCGAAGAUGACAACCAGUCAAUGAAUCCGAAUCCCCUUAACAUCGAGAGCUUCAAUGGAAAGGGUUAUCAAGAUUUCGAAAAAGUCAAGUUACCGGUUAUUCGUGUUUCACAGAAAGGCAUCACCAGUUACGCGGGCGAUUUAAAGAUUCUCCAAGACAUCGAACUUGACGUGUCUGGCUCUUGUCUUGUCGUUGUGGUAGGUCCAGUUGGUUCAGGAAAAUCCACGCUUCUAUCCACCAUUUGUGGUUUGGAGCCGGGCUUUGUAGGCUUUUUAGAAAGAAGAGGAACUAUUGCCCACGUUCCACAGGUACCCUGGAUAUUUCAAGGAACAAUUCAGGAGAAUAUAACAUUCAAUGCCCAAUACGAUGCUACAAAAUACGAGAGGGUUGUUGACGCAUGUGAUCUCACGGUGGAUUUAAUGACAUUUCCUAACGGCGACUUGUCAGAGAUUGGCGAGCGCGGUGUUGCUCUGAGCGGUGGUCAGCGGGCUCGUGUCAGUUUGGCACGCGCGCUGUACCUGGAUGCAGAUAUUUAUGUUCUAGAUGACCCUCUAAGCGCACUGGAUUUCAAAGUGAGAAGACGCGUCUUUCAACGGUGCAUUUGCGAGCUGCUAAGAGACAAACUUUGUAUUCUUGUGACACAUGACUUAGGCUGUAUCGAGAAAGCCGAUAAAGUUGUUAUCAUGGAGGGAGGAAAAAUAGUCAAGCAGAGUAUUUACAAGGAAUAUAUAGAUACUCAAGAAAGGAGAAUGACUCAAGACAAGGGCAAGGAUGGUGAUUGCGGUGAUGAUGAUGAUGACAAUGGUCAUGAUGUUGAUUUUGAUAGUGAUGGCGGUGAUGAUGUUCGUGGUGAAGGUUAUGGUGGAGAUAAUGAUGAUAUUGAUUGUUAUUAUAAUGUAUGUGUAGCGGUGGGCGAUAAUGAUGGCAUCGAUAGUGGCGAUAAAACGAAGAAAGCUGUAGGAGGGGAGAAUAUGUCCACGUUAACUGAAAAGAGGGAUAUUGGGACAGUCGUGUGGCGUACAUACUGGGCAUACCUUCGCGGUGGAAUCUCUGUGCCGGUCAUUAUCUUACUUGGACUCUUCGCUUGCCUCACUCCAGUUUUGGGCGUGGCCCCUAACUGGGUGCUUGCACGGUGGGCCCACUUGUCGUGGUCCAAUCCCGACCAGCACUGGAUCAUCAUCACCUACAUACUCCUGACUGCCAUAGCGGAUAUCUGUCGCUACACUCUCGUCGCUGCCGCGUGUAUAACCGUUCUUCUCUGCAACUCAAGACAUCACAACAAAAUGGCAGAAUCCCUGCUGCACGCCCUUGUCCAGUUCUUUGACAGAACUCCUACUGGAAUAAUAAUCAAUCGCUUUUCUGCCGAUGUCGGUCGGAUCGAUAAUGAGCUGCCUAUGAAGUUUAGUUUUCUAGUUGUUGGACUCGAUAUUGUGGUAUAUACCAUUGUCCCUAUAUUUGCAAACUAUUGGCUUGCAAUUGUGGUCAUUCUUCCACUUUUCCUAUUUGUUUAUUACGGAGUAAGGUUUCAAAGAGCUCUCUGUGAAUCUACGAGGCUCGAAUCACUUGCCCGGUCCCCUGUCUUUUCCCACAUCGAUAAUACUCUUGAGGGGCUGAACACUAUCCAUUUGCACGGCGCCAGCGACGUAUUCAUCAACAAGAUGUACAGGUUUCAGGACAACCUUUCUAGGACACGCUACACGGCGAGGCAAAUGAUCUUUUGGCUGCAGAUGCGCGUGUUAAACAUUGGAAUCAUGUUCCUGCUUGGUUCCAGCCUCGUCAUCGUCUUACUUUCCACGUCUGUGGGUUUUGUGGGAAUGGCAAUAUCGUAUGUAGACAUCAUGUUGAUUGAAGUACCGUACUUUCUCAAAGCCUUUGGAGAUUUACAAAGCACGAUGACUUCAGUGCAAAGAAUACUAGAAUACUGCGGGCUCAAGCCUGAACUGGCCUAUCAUAUCAAAGAAAAGCCACCACGUGACUGGCCUCACUAUGGGGCUUUGACCUUCAGUCACGUGUCUCUGCAAUAUUAUAGCGGCGGACCUCGGGUCUUGAAGGAUGUUUCAUUUAGCAUCGAGCCUCGGCAGAAAUUCGGCAUCGUGGGGAGGACUGGCGCUGGCAAGUCGUCCAUUGUAGCCUCGCUAAUGCGCAUGCCUGAAGCUACAUUCGGGAUACUCAUUGAUGAUGUUGACAUUCGCGGGCUCAAUCUUCAGUCUACAAGAGAAGUUGUUUCAGUGAUUCAGCAGAGUCCGGUGAUGUUUUGCGGCUCCAUCAGAAAUAACCUCGACCCACUGGACAUGUACACGGAUGACGAGAUCUGGAUUGCUUUACAUGACGCUCAACUUGGGUCUCUGGUGACGAGUUUAGAUGGAAAACUUGAAUAUCAUAUUCAAGAGGGCGGCUCAAACUUUAGCGUUGGUGAACGACAGCUGUUUUCACUUGCGAGAGCGCUGCUGCACAAGAACAAGAUUAUUGUGAUGGACGAGGCGACGGCUAAUGUGGACCCACAGACGGAUCACAUAAUCCAGACCACCAUCCGAGACAAGUUCAAGGACUGCACCGUGCUCACCAUUGCUCACCGACUCAACACCAUCAUGGACUGUGACUGCAUCAUGGUGCUACACGAUGGACAAGUGGUGGAGAUGGGCACCCCUCAGGAGCUGAUGGGAAAAGCUGACGGCUGGCUCGCUCAACUAUGGCAACAUUCAGACUAAUGGUAUACCUGUGACGAUGUUCCAUAGGCAGUCCAUGAAUAUUGGCACCCCUCAGGCACUGAUGGGAAAAGCUGAUGGCUGGCUCGCUCAACUAUGGCAGCAUUCACAUUAACGGGAUACCUGUGGCAAUGUCAAAACAGACAGAACGGAGAUGGACACCCCUCUGGAAAUAAUAAAAAAAUAGUGACAAAACUACUCUUGGAAAAAAACACUCGUGACAACCACUCGUGACAACCACUCGUGACAACCCUCGUGACAAAACCCCUCGUGACAACCCUCGUGACAACCCUCGUGACAACCACUCGUGACAACCCUCGUGACACACUCGUGACAACCACUCGUGACAACCACUCGUGACAACCCUCGUGACAACAACUCGUGACAACCCUCGUGACAACCUUCGUGACAACCACUCGUGACAACCACUCGUGACAACCCUCGUGACAACCCUCGUGUCACCCUCGUGACAACCACUCGCAACAACCACUCAUGACAAUCACUUGUGACAGCCACUCGUGCCAACCACUCGUGACACCCUCGUGACAACCCUCCAUGAAGACCACAAGCGUCUGUAAUAUUAUAUUCGUAACAAUAAUUAUCGUUGAUAACUUGAGGCCGUUUCCAAUUCACUUACCAGACAAAUAAGUACAAUAUAACUCAACGCUUGACAAUAAACUGUAGUGUAACAAUGAUAUUGUUCUGUUUUACACAAUUAAAGGUUUGUUUUUUGCA